Phyllostomus discolor (pale spear-nosed bat) is the source of this 1757-nucleotide messenger RNA. RefSeq names its product dopamine receptor D3 (gene DRD3). NCBI's taxonomy places the organism in Eukaryota, Metazoa, Chordata, Mammalia, Chiroptera, Phyllostomidae. Gene Ontology annotation, biological process: adenylate cyclase-inhibiting dopamine receptor signaling pathway; adenylate cyclase-activating adrenergic receptor signaling pathway. Bases 23 to 1225 code for a protein of 400 amino acids. Gene Ontology annotation, molecular function: G protein-coupled receptor activity; dopamine neurotransmitter receptor activity, coupled via Gi/Go. The record is from RefSeq and is a predicted model, not a curated record. The transcript has 6 exons. Gene Ontology annotation, cellular component: plasma membrane.
GUCGUUCCUCUCCCUCUGGGCUAUGGUGCCACUAAAUCAGCUGAGUGGCCACAUCAAUUCCACCUGUGGGGCAGACAACUCCACGGGGGCCAGCUGGGCCCGCCCACAUGCCUACUACGCCCUGUCCUACUGUGCGCUCAUCCUUGCCAUUGUCUUUGGCAAUGGUCUGGUGUGUGUUGCUGUGCUAAGGGAACGGGCCCUGCAGACCACCACCAACUACCUGGUGGUGAGCCUGGCUGUGGCGGACUUGCUGGUGGCCACCUUGGUGAUGCCCUGGGUGGUGUACCUGGAGGUGACAGGUGGAGUCUGGAAUUUCAGCCGCCUUUGCUGCGAUGUUUUCGUCACCCUGGAUGUCAUGAUGUGUACAGCCAGCAUCCUAAACCUCUGUGCCAUCAGCAUCGAUAGGUACACUGCGGUGGUCAUGCCAGUUCACUACCAACAUGGCACGGGACAGAGCUCCUGCCGGCGGGUGGCACUCAUGAUUACAGCCGUCUGGGUACUGGCCUUUGCCGUGUCUUGCCCUCUCCUCUUUGGCUUUAACACCACAGGGGAUCCCAGUGUCUGCUCCAUCUCCAACCCUGAUUUUGUCAUCUACUCUUCAGUAGUGUCCUUCUAUCUGCCCUUUGGAGUGACUGUCCUCGUCUAUGCCAGGAUCUAUGUGGUACUGAGACAGAGGAGACGGAAACGGAUUCUCACACGACAGAACAGUCAGUGCAUCAGUGUCAGGCCCAGCUUUCCCCAACAACCCCUGUCCCCUGGCCGGGCACAUAUGGAGCUGAGGCGGUACUAUAGCAUCUGCCAAGAUACUGCCUUCGGGCCACCAGGCUUCCAAGAAGGGGAAGGAGAGUUGAAAAGGGAGGAGAGCACUCGGAACUCCCUCAGCCCCACCAUGGCACCCAAGCUCAGCUUAGAGGUUCGAAAACUCAGUAACGGCAGGUUGUCGACAUCCCUGAAGCUGGGGCCCAUGCAGCCUCGGGGGGUGCCACUUCGGGAGAAGAAGGCAACGCAGAUGCUGGCCAUUGUGCUUGGGACCUUCAUUGUCUGCUGGCUGCCCUUCUUUUUGACCCACGUUCUCAAUGCCCACUGCCCAGCAUGCCACGUGUCUCCAGUGCUUUACAGAGCCACAACGUGGCUGGGCUACAUGAACAGCGCCCUCAACCCUGUGAUCUAUACCACCUUCAACAUUGAGUUCCGCAAAGCCUUCCUCAAGAUCCUGUCUUGUUGAGGGAGAGGAAAGAACAUUUCCUGUGUCCACCUUCAGCUGCCAUGCCACUGAGUCACUGGACAGGGCCUGCUCACAAAGAGUGGUCCAUGUCCUCUGGCAUGGGGGGGCAGGAGGUUGCUGGAACCAGGAUGUUUCUGAGUGGCAGGUGCAACCAACUGCUUCCUCCAAAACAGAAUGUUCUACCUCUCCAGCUCAAGUCUGACUUCAUUCUGGCAAUCUUUAGCUGGUUGGAAGGCCCCUGGUGAUAAGCAAUCAUUCAGAAAGAAGCUGAUAAAACAUGACUCUACACAUACACAAAAUCAUCAUCAAAGGCAUGAUUCAUUACAGUGAAGGAAAAAUGAACAGAUCUCAUAAUUCUCAACUUGCCAGGACUCCUUGAAGUCUCAGCCAGGAAGCCAUCUUGCAGAACAGACAGUCUCUCUUCCUUCAAACCUCUAAUUAACUGUCAGGCUAACCUUGUAUUUUUGUGGGCCCACUCCCUUUCAGUAAUUCCUUUCAUUCAUUGUACCCUGAAAUAUAAUGGCAAAACUAA